AUGCUGAACUUAACGUUCUUUGAUUACGACGGAAGCUUUUGUCGCAUCCAGGAAGCCUUCACCGUUGCCUCGGUGAUCAACCCGCUGAUGGCCAUAGGCAAGCUGUUUCGAGAAGGCUGGGAGUUGCGAGUGAACGAAGAAGAAGGUAUGUGUCUUACAGAUGGAAGCUCAAGAAUACCAGUGCAUCUCCACAAGAACAGCUUGGCAGCCUACGCCUACGUACAAACUCCUUCAAGAAGCAGAAGUUACAGCAGCAACAACUACAAGAUGGUUCGCGCAGUUGUUCAGCUCAACAAGCACGUUCAGGAAGCAGUGAACAGAGAAGAACCUGGUUGGCACAACACAGACAGCAUGGUGAUUGUGAAGUACGCCACUCAAAGCAGCUAUGAGAACCCAUCUCUCAUGUAUAGCCCUACGCACUUUCCGUACAGAAGCACUUUGGUGAAAGAAGAGAGAGGAUGGAGAGCAGUUGAAGUUUCAAGAAAGUACUCCGAGAAGGCAGACCCUUUUGAAGAGUUUGCAGAAGGAGAAAAGGAAGUGGUUACAGCCAUUUCAGCAAAGCCAAUUCCACUUUGGAUCCUUGGCACCCCUUACGCAGCUGGAGAUCGAGCAGACCAAGAAAGUCAUGGUCGUGACUACUGGAAAAUGGACCUCGAGAAGGGAGAAGUUGUUCGUCACCACGUAGUACCAAGAACUGUGCUGUUUGACCCGACAGGAGUUGCCAACUGUCCUGUUCUCCUUGGAGAUCUCGAGAACAGCAGGUAUACCCAAGGAGACUGCAUCUACAGUACAGAGAUCUACGAACACAGCGACGACUGGAGAGCAGACCGUCUACCUCUACGUGAACACUUCCGUUUACCGUGGUUUGGUCAAACAAGGUUCCGUGUGAAGCCAGGAGUUGUUGAAGACCUAAAAGCAGAAGCUGCAGCAGAGGAGCUAAAGAAGAAGAAGGAAGAACACUACAAAGAGAAGGAAGAUUCAGCAGCACCACCAGAAGCGGAGGAGAGUAAAGACGAAGAGAUGAGAGAAGCACCAGCAGACCAAGAAGCACCACAAGAAGUUGUUGAAGUUUUGGAGGAAAGCUUCUACCACGAAGGCGUCGAGUACACAGCGCAGAAAAGCAGUCUUAAGGAACUACAAGCACUUUGCAGAGAGUACAGAGUGAAGACAACAGGAAGCAAGAAGCAGCUCUUGAAGAGACUAGCCACAGCAGUCAGAGAAGAAAGGCUCAGCACGCAACACAAGGAACAACGGGAACACCACCAAGCAUACCACCUAGCACCACCGCAGGAACCAACGGAAGAGGAGAGAGCGUACCACAACUUGACGCACCUUCCGUAUCAGCCUUGGUGUCCCCAUUGCGUUGCUAUGAAAGCACGAGAAGACAACCACAAGAAAGGAUUGAGCAAGCCAAGCAGCUCUACGGAUUCCGCGAAGCCCGUCAUCAGUUUUGACUUUUGCUAUACAAGCACCACAGGAAGUGAAGAGCCACCAGCAGUGACUCUUGUUGCUGUGGACAGCUGGAGCAAGGCAGUUCUUGCGGAAGAACGCGAACAGCUCGAGAAUGACGAGGCCGCUAGCGACCCUCCGAGUUCGGAGGAACCAAGCUCACCCAGCAAGCUACGAAAGCAGGUCAACAGAGCAGAGGAAACAGACGGUUACCUCAACAUGCCUCAUGAUGAUGAAGUCUACGAAGCAGAUGAUGAGCUUGUGUACGAGUCGGAAGAAGAAGAAGAGGAUACAGAGAGUGAACCAACGGAAGUUUCUACCAAGGUCCCUGUCGAGUUCUUCGACGAGGAGAAAGGACCACCGAACGUGGAUCCGGCUUUUCUUCAGAAGUUGGAUGAUGAAGCUACAGUCAAGGAAAUCAAGAGGUUAACAAAGAUGGGAGUUAUUUCGUUGGUUUCUACGGACCCUCAGGAAGCAACUGAGAACGUACCUCUGGUAGACUCAGAACAAGAACUUCACAAGUGGUUGACAACGAAGUUGGUGAAAGAUUGGAGGUUCAGAGAAGCUACAGGUUUUGAAGCUGAAGAAGCCAAAGAAGGAACAACAAAGCCCAAGCAGAUUCAAAGAAUUACAAAACUGGUGCCCAUGCUGGCUCUCGCCAACCAUUGGGCGAUCUACAGUGUCGACGUGAAGGUCAACGCGACGCAUCCAGUCUUUGGUCAGACUUUUGUGAUGGUCUUUUGGUGGAAGAGAAGUUUGAGCGUUGCACAGCAGUUCCAGCACUUUACCGUCUUCUACGACAAGGUGAACUACGACGUGGACUCCUUCGACGAGGCAAAGAAAGAAGUGACAGAGAGAGCAGAGAAGUUGAAGAAGGUUGAGGAAAGCCUGGAGAAGGAAAAGGAGGAGUUCGGAAACCAAAAGUCAGAGUUUGAGGAGACAGUGAAAAGGUUUUUGAAGAAGCAGAAGGAGGUGAAGGAAAAGGAAGACAAAGUUACAGAAAGAGAAGAGAAGUUAGAGAAAGACCAAGAGACCCUCCAAGAACAAGCCAAGGUCUUAAGCGAGAAGGAGACAGCCCUCGAAGAAGCUGAGGAGAACGUCAAAGCAAAGGAAGCAGAGGUUGAAAAGAAGAAGAAAGAGGCAGAGAAGAGAGAGAGAAAAGCCCAGGAAAGAACCGCCGGCUACGACCAGGAGAGAGAAGAGUACGCCAAGAAGUACGUUGACGACGCAAAGAAGGACUUGGAGAGAGAGCUUAAAGUGCUAAAGCAAGAAGAGAAAGUAAGGAACCAGAAGCUCGACGACCUCCAGUACGACUACAAGAGCCUCAAGGACAAGAUCGUGAAGUACAAGAAGAAGGUCAAAAGCCUCAAGGAAACCAUAGGUGCAGCCCUGUCUGGAAGCGAAGGUGAAGAAGAGACAGAAGAAGCGUACAAGAGCAAAGCAGAAGAAGAGAAAGAGAGGAAAGAAGCGCAAGCAAAAGAGGAAGAGAAGAAGAAAGGAAAAAGGCCAAAGCAGGUAGAGACAGAAGACCAAGAAGAGAAGCCGUCAAGCAACCAAGGAGACGAAACUACCGUCGACCCGAACGACAUAGCCGAGUUCACGCAGCUUGGCUACGUGUGGGAGUUCAACAAGAAGACGCAGGAGUACCGCGCGAAGUGCGAGGUGACGGAGUGCUACAGAAAACACAACAUUUGGUUUACAGACGGAAAGGAAUUGGAUAAAUUCCUCGAGACCAAGGAGAACGAGAAGAUCGAGGAAGAGGUGCAGCGACGCAUCGGCGUGAAGGGCAAGAACGACAACACAGGAAGCAAGGGAAAAGGCCCUUCCUGGGACGACGGACAGAACGACGGUUGGUGGUACAACGACCAGUGGAACAACGAGAACUGGAACACCAACGACGACGGCAGCAACUGGUACGAGAACGCGAACCCGAACAACAAAGGCUACUGGCAAUCGCCAGAAGAGUGGGCGCAGCAGAACCAGUGGGACCAGUGGACACCCAAAGGAAAGGGUAAAGGCAAGAAGUCCAAGAACUGGGUGCAGACCCAGUGA
Molecule: messenger RNA, 3501 nt
Organism: Symbiodinium sp. CCMP2592
Lineage: Eukaryota; Dinophyceae; Suessiales; Symbiodiniaceae
Source: the annotation of a GenBank genome assembly